Kwoniella mangroviensis CBS 8507 is the source of this 4269-nucleotide messenger RNA. RefSeq lists its product as uncharacterized. Lineage: Eukaryota; Fungi; Basidiomycota; Tremellomycetes; Tremellales; Cryptococcaceae. The transcript is spliced from 9 exons. The record is from RefSeq and is a predicted model, not a curated record. The coding region runs from base 1 to 4269 and encodes 1422 amino acids.
AUGUCGACAUCAGCUGCGAGCAGACCACCAUAUUCCACUCAGCCCACAGCGACCACCAUAGUAUCUUCGACAUCGUACAACUCGGACUGUCAAUCGAACGCUACCACCCUCACGUCAAUUACAGUCCCGGAUUUAGCCAGUCCGGGAGUAAACAAAUCACAUCAAUUAGAACCUAUCUUAGACGCAUACGAGGGUUCUACAACCCAUUCGACGGAAAUGGAUGAUCGAUAUGCGGAAGAAAGACCUAGAAGGGCAAGCAUGGAUUUAAAUAGAGGACCAAGUGUAAAGGACAGGGCCAACCAAUUUGAACAGCAGCAGUAUCAUGCUUCCGCAAGCAAUACACCUAGGGGAAGACCAUUGCCUCAACCACAGUCAUAUGAUAUGGGUAGAACGAGGUCGACAUCGCCAUUAAGGGUGAAUCGACGAGUCUCCUCGAGCGUAUCUACUCCGACUCAAGUGAGGAGAAUACCUGUACCAGCUACAGCGCCCGUAGACAAAUUAUCAACACAGAGGAGGACAUACGAAUUUGAAAAUGUUUCGCCUUCGACAAAUCGCAAUCCUCCAGCAAGAUUAGAAAGGGGUAGUGGAUCAGCUAAGAGGAUGAUCCAACAAUGGGAAAGUCUACCCAGUACACCUAUCAACGAGAUUUCUAAACCUCGUUAUCCAGCUACUUCAAUACCGUUAGGAGUCACUGGUAGAGUCAUGAGUAGAGAAUACUUGGAUACGAAACCAUUACCUAUUCCAAGGGCAAAUCCUAUACCUCCCUCGAACCAUUUUUCAAGUGGAAUGGCAGCUGGACCAAGCUAUUCGCCUGGGCUAGCGAAGACUACAUAUAACCCUUCACCCCUGCAACAACAUCUUCAAACACCUACUCAACCUUCUCGAAAGAGAGCAGCAACUCUCUCGCCAUCUCCUUCGUCGUACUCGCUCUCGCCUAGUCCCUCGGGAGAAAAGAGGAAGAGGAAUGGAGGAAGAUCACCUUUGAAGGAAAUGCUCAACAAGUUCGGAGGAGGUAUACAGGCUAUUGGAAGAAAGGCGAAAGGAAAGAAUAAGGAUAAACAUUUUUCGAGAUCGGAAUCGUUCGGAUGGGAUGAUGUGAGUAGUGAUGAACGAUUGGGUACAAAUGGUCUACCAGGAGGAAUCGUCUUUAGCGAUAGGAUGGGAGAAGAGGAAAUGGGAAUCACAAAAAGUCCUUCGGAUCCGAACAUAAUUCGGACCUCGGCGGCAAUGUACCUGAUCCCUACACCAUGUUCCUCCGUCGCAUCAUGGGGCUCAUGGCUUUCUUCCUGGGUGGUUCUCACACCAACAACAAUGCAUAUAACCUAUUGUCCUGUAUUCCAAAACCCCUCAUCUGGCCAUUCGACCCCUCGACGAGUCCUCUCAGGCACCAACCAUACACAAGCAUCUGCUCCGGCGGUACCGUUUAAUCAGAUACCUCAACCUGAACCUGGAGUGACACCAGAUGUGGAGAUGGCAAUGAAAGACUGUGUAGAAGUGAGGAGUUUGAGGAGGGAUGAAGUGAAAGGGAGGGGUAUACCUCCUGUUCCUGAGGGUGUAGGAACCGAGGUAUUGGAAAUGGUAUGGAGCGAUGGAUCAAAGCGGUAUAUCGGGGUUGAAGGUGUAGCAGGCAGAUUGGGAUGGGUCAGCGCGAUUUGGGAUGUACUCUUGGCUUGCAAAUCAACUCAGCCACCCGCUCUUCCCCCUCCUUCCCCUCUCGUACCACCCACAACCCUAUCACGAACUCCGACCACCAAAAUCCCAGCUGUACAACCGACACCUUCAUCUCCCUUUCCUCGUCCGGAACAAUCCGAUUUCCAAUCCCGCUUACGGGCCCUCGAAGCUCGAUCGGCAGGCUCCUCCGCACCGCCUGUCCAGAAAGUUGGCGAUACAUGGGUAGCAGGUAGUGCUUUAGGUGUACCGACAAGUGAUAUCGUUGAUCCACCAAUGACGAAAGCGGAGCCGUCACCGCUGUUGCCUCAAAAGCGAAACGACACGAACACGAUAGGAUUGAGAGAUAGUGUACAGAGGAUGUUCGAUCUUGGUCCAGAUCCAGACUUGACAUUGGAAAGACCGAAAUCUGCAAAUAUCGGCUUACGACAAAGUUCCGAGAUGUCUGAACGAAUCAGAGCAUGGCAACCUUCAACAGCAUCGAGUCAUCUUGAACAUUCCACUCCGUCUUUCUCCAGAACAAAUUCUAACAAAUCUACCACAUCGAAGGCUAAUUCGAACGAUUCUCAAUCUCUGGAUCUUCUACCUUAUACUCAAGAUGAGGAUCAAGAGAUGAUGACGGUAUUUCCAAAGACUGAAACGAUGUUAUCGUUUGAUCCGAACGAUUUGAAUCCAUCAAGAUCAGCAAGUCAAGUUCGCAGAGCAGCUGCUUCAACUGUUGUAGGUGCAGAUGGAGGACAAUCGACAACUACGAGAAGAUACGGUAUGAUGCUGUCUGGUAGAAAGGACAAUCAACCUUUAACGAUCGUAGAAGAGAGUUCAGGUGUAGAAUCAUUUUUGGCCAAACCCCCAAUGACACAUAUCAGUCAUAUAACAUUUCCUAAGCCUGCUGUAGGAGGUGUGCAAAUGACUUCUCAACCAUCUCAAACUCCUACAUUACCUACAAUUCAAUCUGGACGAUCGACAACCUCAAGUGAGGAAGUCGACGGCAGUGGAAGUUCGAGACCUUCUACAGAGAUGCAUACUCCGCUUACUAGACCUACUAGUAGUUUAGCAACUACCAUAAGUGAUCCAACGGUACUUGCAAGAUUGAAAGAUCAUUCGACUCAACAUCAAACUUUGUCCAGCAAGAUUGAUGGAAUGGAUUUUGGUUUGAAGGAAAUUAUCGAUUCGUUAGAUGGUUUCGUAAGGUAUUCCAAAGAGUUUAAUGAUCAACCGAGGGAUAUUGCCGUUCCAAAGGUUUUAGAUGAUAAGUUGAAUACAUUAGGAUUGGAUAUCAAGAACAUAGAAAACACUUUGCAGCUUUCAAAUCUAGCCAACAACGUCAAUAGGGAAGAUCCACUCAAUACUAACGAGCAGAAGAUAUUGGAGGUAAAUGAGAAAUUGGACAAUAUAGUUAGACUUUGUGAACAAGUUCUAUCGAAGCAAGGGACUUCCCAUCGGCCAGUAGUACCAAUAUCCACUGAAAUGGGAAAUGCCAAAGGACUUGAUGAAAGUAUGACAAGAAAUACUUUGGUUGCUUCGCCGAGUGAGGAAGAAAAAUUUGCAGGAGAGGAAGUGGCUCAAAUUAUGGCUGACCUCACCGGCGGAUCAUCCAAGAAUUCACCGAGAUUAGUAGGCCUACACGUUUUGCAUAACGAUCAUAUCUCUGCACCACCUUCACCCAAAGUUGAAAGCGGAUCCACCCUAUCCCCACCACUCGAUAAGAAAUCACUCACGCCCAGACCUACUUCCACCGUGACAACUAGCGGUAAUGGUUUACCAGAAGAAGUGACUAAACAGAUUGGAGAGGUCUUGAGUCUCGUUACAGAGUUGAAAGACGCUAGGACAUUACAGACUCAGCAAACUACUGAUAUAGCGAGAUAUCUUAAUGAAUUGAAUACAUGGCUUGAGAAAUUCGUCGUCAACUCUUCAUCUGAACUUUCCACUCUAUCCAAACGACUCAAUAUCCUCGUCGGUUCUUCGGCCGAUGAUACCGCUUCUUCUACCAGUGGUGAAGGAUCGACGACAAGUCAACCUGGCUUACCGGAUCUGGUAGCUGACUUGCAUAGUAUGAUGUCGGAGCAGAAGAGACGGAACGAUUCGGAAGGAAUGGUCGGACAAAGACUCGAUGCCUUGUUGGGUAUGAUGGGUGAAGAGAGGGAAAGAGCGGCAGGACAACAGAAUACUGUCGAACAAGUUGUUAGUAUACUGGAGAGACAGAGACAAGAUAAUGAGUUGUUACUUAGAGCUGUAGCCACUGAUCUCACAGCGGAGAUCAGAGGUGAAAGAAUGAGGUUCAUCGAAGCUAUGCAACAAGCUACAUCGGUAAACGUAUCCAUGCACGUCGAAGAAUUCAAGAAACUACUGUCUACCGAAGUAAACCGAUCGAUGGCAGAACUAGGUCAAAUGCGAGAAGAGAAAAAAGUGUUAGAGCAGCAGAUUAGCGAUUUAUUCGCCUUGAUGGCUAAACAUGGUGGAAAGGGCAAGAAGAAUGCUCCGGUUUCACCUGCAGCAGUAGCAGCUGGAUUGAGGAUUCCACCUUCUCCUGGAGGUAUGGCGCAAAUGAUGGGUAGUCCUGUAUAUGCCGGUGGGAGGGGAUUGCCAUUUCCACCUCAGUAG